CCUAGUUUUCUGAAUUAUACAUUAUUAUUUUAAUCUCAUUUAUUUAUGAUCUUAUCUCUUUCUUCUUGGAAUCUUCAGUCGGUUAUAUAUAUCUCAUAAAAUACUUUAAAUAUCAACUUCAACUACUUUAUAUAUCUUCAUAUAUACUAGCUAACAGUGGCACUCAUCAUCUUCUCUUUAUUACUGAAAUGGCUUUCCCCAAGUUUUUAAUCCCCACACUCCUCCUCCUGCAGGUUUCCCUAGCAACAGUUCAUGCUCGCUCAGUUGCAUUUUCUCAACUGUCAGACUUGGAGGUGCCUCAAUCUGGAAUAAUGAAUUAUGAAUAUGAGUACACACCAUCCUGUUGCGAUAAAUGUGUGUGCAAAAAUAAAUCAUCAUCAUCAUGUGUGUGUAAUGACGUGAAAAAGGGUUUUUGUCCAAAAAGUUGUUCGCUGUGUGCAUGCUCUCGGUCACAGCCCCCACACUGUAUAUGUACUAAUCAGAUCAAGAAUUGUCCUUCAAAAUGCACCAAUGCUCAUCAUGACUUUCAGACUCUUCUAGCCAUAAACAACAACUACUAGUACUACUAGCUACCUAAUACCUACCUACAGCUUACAUAUAUAUAUAUAUAUAAAUUAAUAUAAGUUAUUCACACUAGCUACUGAUACCUUUGGUUGAUCUAUAGAGUGGCACCUGAUCAACUAACCGUAUAUAUAUGUAAUAGUGAAGUAAUACUGUAAGGUUGUCAAUUUUUACAUUGACACUACUCUAAAUAAAUAUAUAUAUGUAUAAGCUGAUCAUGAAAUGUAUGUGUGGAUCAAAAUCUCUCAUCUCAUUCUUUCUUUGUCAUUAGCAGUUUUUCAUUUCCUAAUAUAAUUAAAUGACUUUAUAGAAGAUACGUACAAUUUACAAUAAUCCAUCGACUAGUACUUAAUUAUAAAUGAACCUGA
Molecule: messenger RNA, 929 nt
Organism: Cannabis sativa
Lineage: Eukaryota; Viridiplantae; Streptophyta; Magnoliopsida; Rosales; Cannabaceae
Product: horsegram inhibitor 1-like
Exons: 2
Coding region: 189-560 (123 amino acids)
Cellular component (GO): extracellular region
Molecular function (GO): serine-type endopeptidase inhibitor activity
Source: RefSeq, a predicted model, not a curated record